Molecule: messenger RNA, 2750 nt
Organism: Diuraphis noxia (Russian wheat aphid)
Lineage: Eukaryota; Metazoa; Arthropoda; Insecta; Hemiptera; Aphididae
Gene: Afti
Product: aftiphilin
Biological process (GO): intracellular transport
Cellular component (GO): trans-Golgi network membrane; AP-1 adaptor complex
Molecular function (GO): clathrin binding
Source: RefSeq, a predicted model, not a curated record
ACUCUGUACUUCAGUAGUCCUGACUAUUAAAAAUUUGUUCAGGCUUGGGUUUAACUUAAUUUUACAAUUUUUUUUUAAAAUUUUUUUUGCUGUUUUUGUUAUUACUCAUCAAGUUUCGUAAAAUCGCGCCUGAAGUACUAAACCAAAUUUAAUCGCACCUGGUAUUUUCCCGUUUAUCAUCUAUCUUUAGUAGUACGUGACAUGUACGUUCCGAAAUUACACUAAGAUGUCUGAUGCCAUACCACCUCUGAUACCCGAAACUCCACCUCCCAUGACCAAAUUGGAUUGGGAAGAUGAUGAGGAUUUUAUGGACUAUCCUCAUCUGGCAUUGGAAUUGCCUUCUGAGUCUAGUUUAAGUCCAGAUGGUGGGUGGAAUCCUAUUGACGAAUUAUCACUUCCUUAUGAUGGCGAUGUUGUCCAUAAACCAGCAGUUUGUAUUGAAACAAACACUAAUGACAGUUUGUCAAAACAGCCGUCAAGUAUUGCAAAGAAUGAUUUAUCUAUGGUAUCACCAUUAUCUGAACAAGGGUCUAGUAUACAUCAAAAUGAUUUAUCCAUAUGGAAAGAUGAAAUUGAUGUGUCUUGGGAAAGUAUAAAAAAAUUAACGACCAAUGACAGUUGUGAUAUUGUCAGUGAAAUAGACUGUAAUACAGAGAUCAAACAAGAUGAAUCCUCUGAAAACAUAAUACAUAAUAAUAGGGAAAUAAUUAAUGACGAGCCUCAUGAUGACUUGUCUUUAACUUCUGAACAAUUUAUUAGUGACAUAGUAAAAGUUAAAAUUAAUAUACCACAAUAUUUACCAAAUUUAGUACUUGAAUUAAACAACUCUGAAGUGUAUGAGGAUAAUAAGGUUUAUCAGCCUGAAACCAAUGCUAAUUUUGAAAAAUCAACUGAUCAAAAUACAUUGGUUAAUAGUCAAUUAGAGCGUGUAGAUAUGGAAGAAUCGUCCAAUCAAAUCAAUUGUGUUCAAAAUGUUCGAUUAGAAGAUUUAAAAAAUGACAUAAGUGAUACUGAUACUGGCAUCUAUGCAAUGUUAGUUGAUAAUUUAUCAGUUAAUAAUAAUAAUAAUAACAAUAACAUGAUUAAAAAUGAUCUAGAAGAGUAUACAGAGUUCUGUGAUUUUGAAACUGAUUUGCCUCAUUCUUUAAAUGUGCCUUUACCAAACAGAACAUCACAAGAAUAUCGUGACACUAUUGAAAAACCUCAAACUGUUGAUCAACAUGAUUUUGAGGAAUCAACUGUUACACAAUUUAAUGACAAACACAAUGAAGUAUUGAAAAAUAUUUCCAUAUUAGUUGAGAAUGAAAUAGAGCAAAGUGUAGAAUCAAUUAAUCCUAAUUGUUCAACAUUUCAAUAUAAUGAAAUUAAUGUUGAACAUAAUUCAGAAUCUGAAUUUGGUGAAUUCUCUGACUUUCAUGUAUUUUCAAAUUCAACUUCAAAAAAGAAAUCAUUAUGUGAUAUAAAUGACGACGAUUUUUGUAAAUAUGAAACUUUCAAACAAGAGUUGAAUAAAACAGAAGAGUUCAAACAUUCCAAUGUUGAACAAGUGAAUUUUAUAACCAGUAAUGAUAAUAAUUCAAUGUUGAAAUCUGAGAACCGAAAUAGUUUAAUUAACAAUGAUGAUGAUGAUGAUGACGACAACUUCUGUGAUUUUGAAUCUGGAUUCCCUACAUCAGGUCUUCAUACAAUUAGUGAUCAAGCUAUAGAUUUAAAACCAAAUUAUGCAAUAUUAGAUUCAGAGUCACACGUUCAACUUGAUUAUAAACAAUUUUGUAAGGACGCUUUUCAAGGAGAUUAUGAGUUAUGUGAGGAAACUGAUUUGCAAAACUUAGAUAAUGAGCUAAAUGAUUCUCAAGUGUGGCAGAGUUUAAAAGAUGUAGACUCAAGUCCAGCCCUUAACUAUAAUUGGACCAAAUCUGAAUCAAAUAAUGUUUUCCUUGCUUCACUCUCGAUUGAUUCUAGAAACAUAUUGUAUGGUGCUUCUUGGAACCCAAAAGUCCCUAGGUUUGCUGCAAAUAUGUCUAACAAUCCAUUGGAACCAUUAAAAGCUUCUAACAAUGACACAAAUGAUAUAAAAAUAUCGCAAUCUUUUUCCAAUGGUCCAAUUCAGGAUAUAGUACCAGACCCUGAAUUCGACUGGAAAAGCAGUGGCUUAAUAAAUCCAUUGGACUGUAAUCAUACGUCGCUACUUGAUCUCGAACUUCUCGAUACACUUGCACCAUGCUGUACAAAUGCUCUUCAGCCUCAAACAUGGAAAACAUCUGAGGUUGUGAAAGAAGAAGAAACACCCAUUCAAAGUAGUCCUGAAAGUGUAGAUGUGUUUGAUGAGUUUUUCAGUUCAUCAUUACCAUCAUCAUCCCACAAUCAAUUAAUAGAUACCUUUGAAAGUCCAAGUUCUCUCAUAACAACAGUGAGUCAUGAAGCACAAAGAAUUUUGGAUAAUUUGCCUGAUUUCAAGGUAUUGCAAAAACCUUAUUUAGUAAUAUUAGAAAAAGAAAACAAUUUAUUUCUGAAAUAAUUUUUUUAUGUAAACAAUAUUAUAUAAGAAUGCUAGAUCACUGCAACGAGAAAGAAUUUCUUCAAUUUUUUCUCGUUUAAAUAAGUCCAUUAUGUGCAAUAAGUUAUACUAAUCUGUCCAAAUUGUUUUCAUUUGUAAAUUAAUUUAAUAACCAUUUACUGUUAAUUAUAUGUAUUCCUGUUAGUUUAUUGAUUUUAUCAUCAAAAAAUCUUCAUUAGUUCCAAUAUUUUUG